Electrophorus electricus (electric eel) is the source of this 2404-nucleotide messenger RNA. Its product is annotated as KIAA0040 ortholog. The record is from RefSeq and is a predicted model, not a curated record. NCBI's taxonomy places the organism in Eukaryota, Metazoa, Chordata, Actinopteri, Gymnotiformes, Gymnotidae.
AAUGCAAGUGAACAGGGCAGAGUGAGCAGACCGCGAGUUCUUUCCCUCACGCCCCGGCCUAGCCAGAGAAGAGCGCGCAGCGUGGCUCCGUCUGUCCUGCGCGAGACGUGGCCUGCGUGGAGGUCGGGUGGAGAACGUACAACAGGUGGUGGUCAGCUGGAGAGGAAAGGAGACUGUUGCAGCAUCGAGUGGCCGUUCACGGAGCUCAGAGGCAUACGUGGCGAGACUAGAGACUUCUAGAUGGUCUGUGUAUGGAGCGGGAAUGUCCCCAUUCUAUCACUUCUGUGAGAAUCAAAGCAGAAGGGACAAAAAUAGAGUGGGAACCUUCAGGACAGUGAUGCGGGACCCGCAGCACGAGAACACAAGCACCACGUGCAGGUCCUAGGCUUCUACAGUACGCCGGGUCGAGCCUUCUUGACAGCCGAAGCACUUUUGGACCAAAGCAGAGCCCGUGAGCUCUGAGGAGCUCCUUGUUCUCCAUCCAGCAGCUCCGGUGUUUCCUCGGGGUUGAAACUUCUACCAAAUCUACGUGUACCGCGAUUACACGUGCUUGCAUGAAGUGAAGUCGCAAUCCCCUGAAAGCAAUCUUCUAGGAACACGUUCUCAUCUGCGCUUCUAAUCAAAGCCCUGUGGUUUUCUGUUCCUCAAACUGACCGUUUACUACAAAGGGCAUUUUAAUGUGCGGCUGAGCUCCUGAGGGUGUCGAGGAGCUCUGGACGUUGAGAAAUGAUGGAGCAGAUGAUGAGGUUUUUCACAGGGCUAUGGGAGCUGGUCCUCGACAAGCAUGCCGAGGGUGUGCACAACACCGUGUGUCUGGUUGUGCUGCUCACUCUGCCGCUGCUCGUCUUCACCGCCGUCCUGCUCGUGUGUUGCCACUGCUGCUGCGGAUGCUUGUGCUGUCGCCAUGGAGACAGGGCCACCAUCGCCAGGAGCCCGGCAGAAAGCAAGCAGAAGAAGAAGAAGAAAAAUGGCAGGCAGAAGGAGGAGGACCUGUGGAUCUCGAUGAACACGAAUCUCACGACAGCGGAGAGGUCAGCCUUCACCAUGGUGUAGCCAGCCACGGCCCGCAACACAGGACAGAUCAAUACGUUAGCGGGCCUAGCUCUUUAUACGGUGUGGUACGUGUUGGAGGGUCGCGACCUCUGCUGCUGCGAUUCUGAAAUUCCCAAAUUAGGGAGAAAGACGUUUGCACAAUCCAUUCAUUUCAUUUCCUAGGUCAAGGGGUGGGGCUUAACUUGAGCUGAGGACAGGAGGUGGUGUGAGAUUAAGGAUUAAUUGUACAGAAUAAUGUGCGUGCACGUGUCUGCACGUGCGUGUGUGUGUGUAUGUGUGUGUAUGAGAGAGAGAGAGAGAGAGAGAGAGAGAGAGAGAGAGAGAGAGAGAGUUUGUUAUUUUCUUAUUUUCUUAUUUUCCCACACAAGAAGAAACAUUUUGCAGAACUUUCCAGUUGUGCUCCAGUUAAGCUCUUGUGAAAACUGCACUUAAGAAAAAAAAUAAUAAUUCAGUAAUACAUAGUUUGGUAUUUUUUGAAAAUGAAACAGAGAAGGUGACCUUGUUGACCUUCUUCUGAAGCACUCGGAGAUCACCUCUGACUGCAUUCAAAUCAGUCCAUUCUGUCCUCGUGAGCGUUCGGCUAAGCGUCAUUCCCCAUAACCCUCCAGAAACUUAGGCUUGUUGAGCAUUAGCCUUAAACUCAACUCUUGUGUCAUACCGAAAUGUGAGACACAUCAGUAGUAGGGCAUGACGAGUGCUCUGCACUCGAGUAUUUCUGUGGGCUCCUGAGAGCUGGUUUAGAAGCAUCAGAUCUGAACCAAACAUUAAUCUUUUAAGGUAUUUGACCAGUCGCAAUCCCAAAUGUCCUUGAUCUCAAGAAGUGUUUUGUAAGGGCUAUUGUGAAAUGUGAAUUUUAACAUUUUUUUUAGGGGGUGCGUUAAUGCACUAACAUGGGGGAAAAUAUUAGUAUCUUGAAUUUCAAAAGUUAUGUGUGUGCUUUAACAUUUAUUGGCUACAAUUGUAGUCGAUCUAACAGAUCCAAAUGCAUCACGUCUGGUAUCUUUCCGGGCACUUUACUUAUUCCCAAACUUCCAUAUUUAGGGCCAACUGCUGAUACUUCCUAAAGUCAUCAGGAAAUAAAGAUAGGAAAUUUCCCUGUUUAUCUUUCUGGGGCGAAGGACUCGGUCAUUCCAGCUCCGUUGCUGCCACAUCCGUGUUCUGUAAUACAUACCGACCUGAUCGGCGAGACUGCGGAGCGUUGAUAAGACCAGUUCUGCGUGAAUGUGGAAGUCAAUAGGAAUGCGCUAAAAUAACUUCACAUUGUCUCACACCACCCUGGUUGAUGCUUACUGCCACUGAUAGUCCUUCUCUGUUGCCCAGAUUGAUGGAAAUAAAGAUAUUUUUCUAUGUA